Sceloporus undulatus (fence lizard) is the source of this 5452-nucleotide messenger RNA. RefSeq names its product glutamate ionotropic receptor NMDA type subunit 3B (gene GRIN3B). Gene Ontology annotation, molecular function: NMDA glutamate receptor activity; transmitter-gated monoatomic ion channel activity involved in regulation of postsynaptic membrane potential. The record is from RefSeq and is a predicted model, not a curated record. Gene Ontology annotation, biological process: monoatomic ion transport; modulation of chemical synaptic transmission; ionotropic glutamate receptor signaling pathway. The transcript is spliced from 10 exons. Gene Ontology annotation, cellular component: plasma membrane; postsynaptic membrane. The coding region runs from base 33 to 3212 and encodes 1059 amino acids. NCBI's taxonomy places the organism in Eukaryota, Metazoa, Chordata, Lepidosauria, Squamata, Phrynosomatidae.
UGGGCAAACUUUGCCCCUGCCAGCCUUCCUCUAUGGAGUUGCGGUGGGCUCCGCUGGGCACCAGGGGGGUCUCCAUCUCCAUCCUCACCCUCAUCCUCCUUUUCUUGCUGGUCCCUUGCCAUCCUCACCCCCAGCCUUGCCACAUCCUGGCCAGGAUCGGCCACACGGUCCGCCUGGGUGCCCUCUUGCCAGGUGGGCACCACCAAGCUCAGCCUGGCAGCCCCCUGCGCAACGCCUUGGCCAGGGCCAGCCGGGUCGCCUCCGCCUCCUUGCCCUACAACCUCAGCCUGGAGGUCCUGCCAGGAAGCCCCCAACACCGGGACCCGGCUUCCUUGGCACGCUGGCUCUGCCAGGCCAUGGUGGUCCGAGGGGUGGCUGCCAUCCUGGCAUUCCCGGCUUCCAGGAGGGAGCUGCUCCAGAUGGACGCCGCCGCUGCCUUCCUGGAGAUCCCUUUCCUCAGCCUCGGGGUCCGGCAGGAGGAAGAAGGUGGCGAAGGUGAUGCCCAGGAAAGCCCCAUGCCCUUCAGGAGCUGGAACCCUUUCCAUCUGUACAUGGACCGGGGCACCGAGUUCGAGACCCUCCUGGACCUCCUCGCCAACAUCUUCCGCGCCAACAACUGGCACGACGUCACCCUGAUCCUAUGCCAAGCUUGGGAUGUUUCGGGAUUUGUAGACCUCUGGACCACCCACUCUGGCUUGGAGAGGACAGUGGUGGUUGAUGUGAGCUUUUUGGACGAGAAGGAAGCCCGGCGGCAUCUCCGGCGUCACUUGGAGGAAUACCGGGAGCUGCCGGGGCCAGCCAUUCUUUUUGGCUGCGAUGCCCGCCUUGUUCGACUGGUCUUCCGGACAGCGAAGGAAUUGGGGGUGACCCAGGAGUUUCACUGGGUGAUGGGGAUCCCCCAAAAUGUGGCGGAGCUACAGACGGAAGGUCUGCCCCUUGGUCUGCUGGCCUUUGGGGAGGUGGACAGGCCUUCUCUGGAGCAACUGGUCCAAGACGCCUUGGAGUUGGUGGCACGGGCCAUUGCCCAUGCGGUCCGCAUCCGGCCGGACCUGGCCCUCAUCCAGAGCAUGCAGAACUGCAACGACAAGCACCUCGUGGGCUCUGAAUCGUCCGGCCGCUACCUCUCCCAGUUUUUAGCCAACACGUCCUUCCAAGGCCAGACGGGCAAAGUGUACGUCCACAACACGUCCCACAUCCACACGGAGCGCCACUACAAAGUCUGGAGCCUGCUGAGGGACUCGGUGGGGCAGCCCACAUGGGUGACGGUGGGCAGCUGGAAAGGGGGCCAGAUGGAAGUGGAGGAGGGCACCUGGCCACAACACCUCCAGCGCAAGAGCCAGGCUGAGGGCACUGGUUUCUCGCGCAUGAAGCUGCGCGUGGUCACCUUGGUGGAGCAUCCCUUCGUCUUCACGCGGGAGGUGGACGAAGAAGGAAACUGCCCUGCAGGACAGUUGUGUCUGGAUCCUCGCACCAAUGACUCUGCUGUCUUGGAUGCCCUCUUUGAUGAGCUGAAUUCGGAGAAUGGCUCAGUGCCCGUUGAGUACCGGAAAUGCUGCUACGGCUAUUGCAUCGACCUUCUGGAGAAGUUGGCCGAGGACCUCCCGUUUGACUUUGACCUCUACAUUGUGGGAGAUGGGAAAUAUGGGGCCUGGAAAAACGGUCGCUGGACGGGGCUGGUGGGUGACCUCCUGAGCGGGACGGCCCACAUGGCAGUGACCUCCUUUAGCAUCAACUCGGCUCGGAGCCAAGUCAUCGACUUCACCAGCCCCUUCUUUUCCACUAGUUUGGGCAUCUUGGUGAGGAUCCGGGACACGGCGUCUCCGAUUGGGGCCUUCAUGUGGCCCCUCCACUGGACCAUGUGGGUGGGGAUUUUUGUGGCCCUCCACAUGACGGCCCUCUUCCUCACCUUGUAUGAGUGGAAGAGCCCCUACGGGAUGACCCCUCACGGCCGCAACCGGAUGAAGAUCUUCUCCUACUCCUCAGCCCUCAACCUCUGCUACGCCAUCCUCUUUGGGCGCACCGUUUCUAGCAAGACGCCCAAAUGUUGGACUGGGCGCUUCCUGAUGAACUUGUGGGCCAUCUUCUGCCUCUUGGUCCUCUCCAGCUACACAGCCAACUUGGCCGCCGUCAUGGUCGGGGAGAAGACUUUCGAGGAGCUCUCUGGGAUCCACGACCCUAAGCUGCACCAUCCCUCCCAGGGUUUCCGCUUCGGCACCGUCUGGGAGAGCAGUGCGGAGGAGUACAUCAAGAAAAGUUUCCCAGACAUGCAUGAGUACAUAAGGCGGCUCAGCGUCCCCACCACACCGGCGGGAGUUACCAUGCUCAAGACCAACCCACCCAAAUUGAAUGCCUUCAUCAUGGACAAAUCUCUCUUGGAUUAUGAGGUCUCCAUCGACUCGGACUGCAAACUGAUCACAGUGGGGAAACCUUUCGCCAUCGAAGGGUAUGGAAUUGGAUUGCCACAGAACUCGCCGCUCACCUCCAACAUCUCCGAGUUCAUCAGCCGGUACAAGUCGGCCGGAUUCAUGGACCUCCUUCAUGACAAAUGGUACAAAAUGGUGCCCUGCGGGAAGAGGGUCUUCGCCGUCACCGAGACCCUGCAGAUGGGGAUUUACCACUUCUCUGGAUUAUUUGUGCUGCUUUGCAUUGGAUUGUGUGGUUCGCUCCUCACCUCCCUCGGGGAGCACAUUUUCUAUCGCCUCAUCCUGCCCCGCAUCAAGCGCAAGAAGAAAUUCAACUACUGGCUCCACACCAGCCAGAAAAUCCAUCGGGCUCUGAACAUGGGUUUGGAGGAACAGAGGAUCAAGAAGUUGAAUCUGGAAAAAAGGUGCAACAUUCAGAAGAGCCAAGAAGAACCCGAACCGCCUCCGAACCAGCCGGGUUGGAACAACCUCCGUCGGGCGGCCGUGAAAAAGGAGGACAAGCGGGUGCAUUUCAACAUCGAGAACCCGCCGGAUGAGACUUCGGAGGACGAACGGGACGCCCCCGUUUGGCACUGCAUGAACGGCCAAGACCCCCAACAGGAGGACAAAGAGGCCAAAGAGAAGGAACUCAAGGAGUUGGAAGGGAAAAUCGAGGACAUGCGAGAACAGCUGCGGGCCGCCCUCGUGCGGAAAAGCGAGCUGAUGGUGGCCCUCGGCCCGCCGCCCAAAGCUCCCCGGCUUCCUCCGGCCCUGAAAGCGCUGAUCAAGGAAAGCAAUGAGGACAGGUGAUCCUGCAAAACGGUGGACCUGGGCGAGCCCCCGUUGGGCGGUUCAAACCGAUUUUAUAAAAACUCUCUGGUCGGAACAAACACUGCAUUCUAGCACAAGAGCGCUCCUGCGAUUCUGAAGGGGAACUGCUGCGGAAAACCCGACGGCAUGCAGUUUGGACUCCUUAUAGAUGCCGUUGCAAGGAGAUAUCGAACUCCCUGCUUCCCCGAGAUUUCCCGGACUGGUUAAUUUUUUUGCCAAAGGGGCUUUGGCUUAGUAGCUGAAUGCUUGCUUUGCAUGCGGAAGGUCCUGGGUUUGAGCCCGGGCAUCUCCAGCUGCAAAUAGUCCUGGGUAGAAAGGGCUGGGGGAUGCGUACUGGAAGCGUGCAACCUUUUAGGCUGAGCUACUGGUCUGGCUUGCAAAGGCAGGUGGGUAUGUCCGUGUUUCCCUAGCGCUGAGGUGUUAAGGUCCAUGCGGCGCAACUUUAUUUGAUGAUCGCCAGAGUAUAUGGGCAAAUUUGCCCUCCUUUUAGCGGUCAGUUGAUGCCCUUUCCGACUGGGUACAAGUCUUCCAAGAAGCUCCCCAAAAUGCACAAGGUGGGGAUGGGAAAUAUAGCACAGUGGUAGGGCAGUUGUUUUUUGCACACAACGAAAAUCCCUGGCAUGGGUGGUUUAAAGGAACAGGUGGAUCAGGUUCUGGAAAGCACAGGAUACUGGGCUGAAUAGUCCAAUGGUUUGGGUUGACAGAAAGCCAUUGGGGAGACCUAGCCCAGUGCUUGCUUGGGUACACAACAACCCUGUGUGGAGGAACUCGCACUGAAUUCCCAUGUCGAAGGGGCAGUGAAUUCAUUCCAGGUUUUGGCUAGUUGUUUUAAAAAAGCUCUCCAAGGACCUCUCCAAGCUCCUUUAAAAACCUGGUAUGGAUUCGCUGCCCUACUGCCAUGCUGCCUCCAAUUUUGAUCUAGCUUCUCAGGUUUAGCUGAGUUUUGUUGUUUCCCUUCCUCUAAUUUAGUAAAGAUUAAUUUAACGGUAACUUUCAAGGGCACAGAGAGGGAUAUUGUGGCAUUCUGCUUUGAUUUAGCACAAGGAUAGGAAUCGCGUGGCUGACACCAUCCAGGGGUGAAGGAUGCUGGGAUUUGCAGUCCAAUGACCUCUAUGGAGGGCCACCUGAUUCUCAACUUUGCUGUAAUGGCUCAGGGUUAGUAAAGUCUGGCUUGACUUUACUACUAAGGAGUGGAGCGACUUGGGCAAAGCUUUGCUGCAUUUCAGCAGCUCUGGUUCUGGAACAUGGUUCAAAGUUGGACCGCUGCGUUCAUACAGACGGCUUUGCCUGGGAAAGAUCCAUUCCUGGGAAAGUGUUGCCUUUAUUAUUGCUCCUAUCAUUUGCAGGGAAAUGAAUGUAGGGUUCUGGUAUUUCGUAGGAUAAAAACGCUUCCAGAGACGGGGAAGCAAUGAAGCAGGCCUUCAUCAGCUUCUCAGGUUGGUAAAUUAUCUUUUUCAUGAAUUAUCCAUUACCAAAACAGAAAGAAUGGCUAGGAGGGACUUCACGUCUUCUUAAUUUAUAUUAUCCCUGUUGUUGUGUGCCUUCAAGUCAUUUUGGAUUUAUGGAGACCCUAAAACCGAUCAUGGGGUUUCUUGGCAAUAUUUGUUCGGAGGUAGUUAUAUGACGGCUGUCCCUGAAGCUGAGAGAAUGUGACUUGCCCUUUGAGUUUCAUGGCCAAGCGGGGAAUUGAACCCUGGUCUCCAGAGUCAUAGUCCAACACUCAAAGUAUUACACCUUGUUGUCUCUCCUUAGAUAUUUGUGUAUAGGUUGACCUCAUGUAUAUGUUGACUUUGUAGAUAAAACGAUCUCUUGCAUAAGUCGAGGGCAGGUUUGGGGGCCCAAAAUUAUGGAUUUUGAUUUAACCCACGGAUAGGUUGAGAGGCAAAUUUAACAACGGUUGCAAAAGAUGGAGCAACCAAUAAUGGCAAAGAACGCUGCCAUUUUCCCUUCCAUACAUUCAAAAAGGUUGGAAAUGGCGUUGCAGUGGAGAGCAAAGAGGGAACCAGGGCCUUUUAGGUUUUCCCGCAACGGACUAAGCUCUCGCCUCUCUUAAAGGGGUGGCCUGUUUUUGACAAGAGUUAAAGCACAGCGGGUCCUUGGUAUCCGUCGAGGUUUGCUCAUUAUUAAGUAAUUACUAAGGACCCCCGUGGAUACCAACAUCCAUGGAUGUUCAAGUCCCAUUAAAUCCGAUGGCAUCGCAAAAUGGCUUCCCUUAUAUA